Miscanthus lutarioriparius is the source of this 1518-nucleotide messenger RNA. The record is from the annotation of a GenBank genome assembly. NCBI's taxonomy places the organism in Eukaryota, Viridiplantae, Streptophyta, Magnoliopsida, Poales, Poaceae.
AUGGCUCAAGUGCUGCAGGAAGAAGUGCAGGUGCAACAACAGCAUGGCCUCCAUGAACAGCUGCGCGAAUCACCUCCACAAGCAGCACUGAUCUGCUACUACUCUCUUCUGCUGGCUUGCCCUGUAAUUCUCCUCCUACUCAUGCGCCGGCGCCGCUGUGCGACGUCGUCGGCAGGGGUCGUCACGGCCAGAGCAAGGGAAGAAGAGCUGCUGAGAAGGCUCCCAGCGCCUCCGCGCAAGCUCCCCGUCAUUGGUCACCUACACCUCGUAGGGCCCCUCCCGCACGUCUCCCUCCGUGACCUCGCCGCCGAGCACAGCCGCGACGGCCUCAUGCUCCUCCGCCUCGGCGCCGUCCCCACGCUCGUCGUCUCCUCCCCGCGCGCCGCGCAGGCCGUCCUGCGCACGCACGACCAGGUGUUCGCGUCCCGGGCCUACUCCCCCGUGGCUGACAUCCUCUUCUACGGCUCCACCGAUGUCGCCUUCGCGCCCUACGGCGAGCACUGGCGCCAAGUCAAGAAGAUCUCCACAACGCACCUCCUCACCAACAAGAAGGUGAGGUUGGUGAUGGCCAAGAUUCGCGAGGCGGCGAUCUCAGGCACGGCCGUCGAAUUGAGCGACCUUCUCAGCUCCUUCGCCAACGACAUAGUGUGUCACGCUGUGUCAGGCGAGUAUUUCAGGGAGGAAGGCCGUAACAAGCUCUUCCGAGAGCUGGCUGAAGCGAACUCGUCGCUCAUAGGUGGCUUCAACCUCGAGGACUACUUCCCCGUCUUGGUGAAGCUGGACAUGGUCAAGAGGAUAGUGUGCGCUAAGGCUCAGAAGGUGAACAAGGGAUGGAACGAGCUUCUUGAUAAGCUCAUUGAUGACCAUGCAAAUGCAGCAAGGUCGGAGUCACAGCAUGUCGACGAGGAAAGUGACUUCAUGGAUUUGUUGCUCUCUGUCCAGCAAGAGUACAAGCUCACGAGGGACCAUAUUAAGGCACAACUGGUGGUCAUGUUCCAAGCUGGCACUGAUACAUCAUUCAUAGUGUUGGAAUAUGCUAUGAUUAAGCUCAUGCAGAACCCCAACCUCAUGACCAAGCUCCAAGACGAGCUGAGGAUGACUAUACCGAAGGGGAAAGAAAUUGUUACUGAAGACGAUCUGAAUGGCAUGUCCUACCUAAAGGCGGUCAUCAAAGAGACACUCCGACUCCAUGGACCAGCUCCUCUCCUUGUGCCGCACCUCUCCAUGGCCGAAUGUGACAUAGAGGGCUACACAAUACCGUCUGGAACGCGUGUCAUCGUGAAUGCUUGGGCUCUUGCUAGGGAUCCAACCUACUGGGAGAGUGCUGAGAGGAUUUGCCCAGGAAUAAGCUUUGCGAUUUCUGCUAUAGAGAUCAUGCUAGCAAACCUGGUGUACCACUUCAACUGGGAGCUACCACCAGAAUUGAAGAAAAGUGGCAUUGAUAUGACAGAAUCGUUUGGGGUCACAGUGCACCGAACAGAGAAGCUUCUCCUUGUACCUGUAUUGCCUCAGAACUAG